Messenger RNA from Durusdinium trenchii, 345 nucleotides. The record is from the annotation of a GenBank genome assembly. Lineage: Eukaryota; Dinophyceae; Suessiales; Symbiodiniaceae.
AUGCCUGUGCCGGAACCGGACGUUGAGGUGCCCGCAGGUGACAGCAAGAAGGGUGCAAAGCUUUUCAAGGCAAAGUGUGCUCAGUGCCACACCAUCGAGCAAGGUGGCCUUACCAAGCAGGGCCCUCCACUCUGGGGCCUCAUUGGUCGCACGUCCGGCACAUGCGAUGGCUUUGCAUACUCCGAGGCCAACAAGAAUGCUGCCAUUCAGUGGUCCGAGAAGCAUUUGUUCGAAUAUUUGCUGAACCCCAAGAAGUACAUCCCGGGAACAAAGAUGGUCUUUGCGGGCAUCAAGAAGGAAAAGGAGCGUGCUGAUCUCAUCGCAUACAUGGCCGAGAUGAAGUAG